AUGGAUAUGUUGAAUUGGGAGCAGAAAUAUUUGCUAAGCGAGUUGACUCAUGGACUAAAGGCGGCAAAGCAGCUCCAAGCUCAGCUCGGAACAGCUCCUCCUCCGCCGCCGCCGUCGUCAUCAUCUUCUUCUUCAGGUAUGAGGACGGAGAUGAAGGAGACUCUCUUACAUCAGGUCGUUUCUUCAUACGAGAAAGCAAUUUGGAUGCUAAACGGAUCCACCACACUACAAAGUCCGACGACUGAGACGGUGGAGGUUGCGGCGGUUGCGGCGGUUCCGGUAGCAAAUACCGGUAAAGUUCCGGAAUCUCCAAAGUCGAUUAACGGAAGUCCAAGAAGCGAAGAGUUUCUUGAUGGGGGAUCCAAAGAUUACAACUUAGGUUCUAAAAAGAGGAGUUAUUACAGAUGCACAUUUCGCAACACGCAGAAUUGUUGGGCGACAAAACAGGUUCAGAGAUCGGACGGUGAUCCAACGAUCUUCGACGUGACGUACAAAGGAACACACACUUGCUCACAGGGGAUCCCACCUCCGGAGAAGCGAGAAACUAAACCCAACCCCAGAGUAGUAAACUACGGAAAUGACCUCGACAAUCUCAGGACCAAUCUUACGGUAUGUACCAACGGUAUUGAAGGCGACGCUUUCUCAUUCCCCAUUACGUCGCCGUUUUACUCUUACGGCUCGAUCAACGGAGAUUUCGGCACCGGUGGUGGAACCUUUUGCCACGUGGGUAGUUCUUCUCCGUCUGAUUUCACGGGAUUGAUCUCCAAUAACACCUCUACAGGAAGUUCCCCGAUUUUCAACGUGGAAUUUCAGUUUGAUCCAACGGCCGAGAUCGACACGGGUUUCCACACGUUCUUACACGAUUCGAUUUAA
Messenger RNA from Thlaspi arvense, 873 nucleotides. The record is from the annotation of a GenBank genome assembly. NCBI's taxonomy places the organism in Eukaryota, Viridiplantae, Streptophyta, Magnoliopsida, Brassicales, Brassicaceae.